UUUAGCUGUGUGGUAGUUUUGUAAACUCUAUUGGGUGUCGGACCGACGAUGAAGUUGUACGCCAGUCGUUUCACAUCGCACGUGGAACGCACACCGCACUAUGUUCCCGAACCUUACGUUACUACAGAUCGCACUUGUCGCUCUCACCACCGUGUCCUGCGAGGUCGCCAGGGACAGACGAGGAAGGCGGAAGAACGACGAACCUGACAAAGCUUUAUGGAAGAAAGUUUAUGAGGACGAACUGAAUGACGCCAUGCUGUCAACCAGGAAGCGGGAGAACCACACGCGGGCGGUGCAAAGCUCCGCGCAGAAUGAUAACGAAGCUGUCUUGGAGAAGCUCAUGGAAAGCAUCACUUCCAGUGAAAAAUAUCUCAAAAAAGUUGACAGCAUAGAAUUUCGACUCAACAGGCUGGACAUUGAAGUUCACGAGAAGACGAAUGCAAUCCUGAAGGUUCUCACAGAGAUUUCGAAAGCUCUUCGCAGUGAAACAGCAUGUGCUCAGAAGAUGGAGACCAGUCUGAUGUCACUGAAGUCUGACGUGAAUUCCAUCAAGUUCUAUGUGGAGAAGGUUCCUAUGCAGCGAACUGGUGUGUCAAGUCCGUUAGCAUAA
Messenger RNA from Helicoverpa armigera (cotton bollworm), 610 nucleotides. RefSeq lists its product as uncharacterized. The coding region runs from base 101 to 610 and encodes 169 amino acids. The transcript has 2 exons. The record is from RefSeq and is a predicted model, not a curated record. Lineage: Eukaryota; Metazoa; Arthropoda; Insecta; Lepidoptera; Noctuidae.